Messenger RNA from Lotus japonicus, 1278 nucleotides. Its product is annotated as putative F-box/FBD/LRR-repeat protein At5g62970. Lineage: Eukaryota; Viridiplantae; Streptophyta; Magnoliopsida; Fabales; Fabaceae. The record is from RefSeq and is a predicted model, not a curated record. Bases 1 to 1278 code for a protein of 425 amino acids. The transcript is spliced from 2 exons.
AUGAAAGAUAUAUUGAACACUAGCGUACUGUCUAAAAGGUGGAGCUACAUUUGGUAUCUAAUGAGAGAUUUUAAAUUUGAUAUGCUAAAUGUGCUUGGAAGUGAGGAGACAUUACUAGAAAAGGGAUAUAUUGUUGAUGUGACUGAGAAACGAUAUGAAUUUUCGGAUGCGAGUAGGAAUGAAUAUGUUAAAAUAGUUGAUCAAAUUAUCAAGAAUUUCAAAGGUACUGAGAUUGAUUCUUUUAUGGUGGAAUUCUCUAUGAAACAAGAAAAUAGUAGCACCAUUGAUCAAUGGAUCACUUUUGCAGUUUUAAGGGGAGUUAAAAGAAUUGAUCUUCUCUUUGGUUUUGAUUAUGAUGGAUAUUACAAGUUUCCUUUUGGCUUAUUUUCCAAGUUUGAUAAUUCAAAACUCAAGCAUAUGCAACUUAGAUAUUGUCUGGUUUAUCAAGAAACAAGCUUUGAAAUUUUACCACUCACAAAUUUGAGAUCUCUUAUACUUGAAGAUUCAAAGGUAGAUGAAAUCUUUCUCAAAACCUUGCUACAUGAUUGCCAUUUACUUGAAGAGCUCAGCUUAAUUCGUUGUGAUAUCAAUACAUCAAUCUUAAAUAUUGAAAGUUCAUCAUUAUGUCUUCUCAAGCUAGAGUUUUGCACGUUAAAAGGGUACAAUUUACACACAGAUCGGUUAUGGAUUAAUACUCCAGCUCUGAAGAGUAUUCACUUCCGCGCAUAUUGCACUAUAGAGGAGACAGCUAAAAUAUUUCCACUCAUUGCAACUCUUCCUCAGCUUGAGAUUCUGAAUUUAUAUAUUCCCAACACACCCGACUUUAUAAAUUAUCUCAACCGAGAAGAUUUCACACUAGAAAAUCUCAAAGAGUUGAAUUUGAUUUAUGGACCGAGAGAAUAUAACUUUGAUAUUUCGUGGCUUUCAAUCAUUCUUCAAGCUUCUCCUAUUCUACAAAAACUUUCAGUCAUGAUAACAAGUCCAAUGGUUUCUACUCACCUACCAGCAAUUCGAGAUGUUAGGACGUUUUCUCAUUGCGAGAUCAAAAUUAUUGAACUAGGGGGCUGUGUGGGUAACUUUUAUGAAAUUGAGAUCACCUUGAAUGCUUUGAAAUAUUUUCACAAACUUGAGCGAAUAGUUUUAAGUCCUUAUUGGAUAAAUGAAUUCUUGGAUCAAGGCUUGAAAUGCGAUCCAACAUGGUCUCAAAGUGGACGUGAAAGAAUCCUUGAAGAGCUUCAUGGUAAAGGGAUUGGACUAGACAAACUUGUACUCGUAUAA